AUGGAAACAGCUAUUGAAUGUUUAGAAAAAUUAAAUUCAUCUAUCAAAAAUUAACUUAAGCAAUAUAAUUUCUAAAAUAUCAUCAAUCAAAAUAUUAAUUAAGAAAUAAUCAAAUAAUUUUAUACUUAAAAUCCAUUAGAUUUUUCAUAAAUACCACCUGAAUUUAAUUGUUAAAAUUAUGGAUAGAUUAAAGAAUUUAAAAAUUAAAAUGAAAUUUAUUUUGGAGAAGUAGAUGAAAAAGCACAAAAACAUGGAAAAGGUAAUUUAAAUUAAAGUAAAAAUUAGGAAUCUAAAUAUAAAAGAAAGGAGAUAUAAUAUAUGAAGGCAUUUGGUAAGAAAAUUAAUUAAAAUGGGGUUAAAAAACCCAAUUCAAUGAAUUAUAAGAAUGUACAAUCUUAAAGGGGUAUAUGAAAGAUAAGAAAUUGAAUGGACAAGGAACUAAGAUUACUUCUUUUGGAGAUCUGUAUAUAAAAUGAAUUAUAUAGGUAUGAGGGAUAGUUUAUUGAUGAUAAAUUAAAUGGAGAAGGUUAUUCAUAGACAAAUGAUGGAGAAAUGUAUUAAUAUAUAAAUAAAUAAUAGAUACAAUGGAAGUUUUAAAGAUAAUAAAAGACAUGGACAAGGAAAAUUGUAUAAAAAAGAUGGAGAAUAGUAUAUUAUAAUAUUAAAUUAGUUAUAUUGGAUCUUUUAAAAAUGGUAAAAAGAAUGGAGAUGGAUUUUUGAAUCUUACAAAUGGAGAUAAGUAUUGAAAUAUAUUCAACUCAGUUAUUCAGGUUGGUUCUAAGAUGAUAAAUUUAAUGGGAAGGGUGUAUAUACAGUUAAAAAAGAUAAUUCAAAAUUUAAAGGACAUUUUUAAAAUAACAAAAAGGAAGGAAAUUUUGAAAUAAUUUAUAAUGAUAAUUCUUUGUAUUUAUUUAUAAUAUUUUAAGGGAAACUGGAAUGUUUUAGAAUGAUAUCAGAAAUGGAUAAUUUAGAUUUUAUUCUCCUAAUUAAUAGGUACCAUUAAGAGAAGUCUAAUAUAACAAUGGUAAAAUUGUUAAAUGA
This is a messenger RNA of Paramecium primaurelia, 1041 nucleotides long. Lineage: Eukaryota; Ciliophora; Oligohymenophorea; Peniculida; Parameciidae. The record is from the annotation of a GenBank genome assembly.